Babesia ovata is the source of this 972-nucleotide messenger RNA. Its product is annotated as YT521-B-like family protein. Lineage: Eukaryota; Apicomplexa; Aconoidasida; Piroplasmida; Babesiidae. Gene Ontology annotation, molecular function: N6-methyladenosine-containing RNA reader activity; mRNA binding. The record is from RefSeq and is a predicted model, not a curated record. The transcript is spliced from 2 exons. Bases 1 to 972 code for a protein of 323 amino acids. Gene Ontology annotation, cellular component: nucleoplasm. Gene Ontology annotation, biological process: mRNA splicing, via spliceosome; regulation of mRNA splicing, via spliceosome.
AUGAUGGACUUGAAUGAAUACUCCCAUAAAAACCUGGACCACAACCAAGCUAAAUUCAUAUACGAAAACGAAAAGAACUAUUUCUACGUCGUGAAGAGCUUUUCCGACAGGAAUGUGCGCGCAGCCCUCGAGCACAACGUUUGGGCGACUACACCUAAGAACGAGGGCACGUUCGACGAAGCGUUCAAAAAGUGCGAGAAUGUCGUGCUUUUCUUCUCCAUCAAUGGGAGCUCGCGCUUCAUCGGAUACGCUCUGAUGCGCUCGAGGCCGGGGGACUGCAGCGUACAGAAUAACGUGUUUUGCCUACCCAACGGCAGACAGUUCAACGGAAAGCAAUUCGACCUCCUUUGGAUUAGGGUGGUCGAACUACCUUUCUCGGACUGCGUUCACCUUAAGAACAGCUUCGACGACGGCAGGCCGGUGAAGGUCGCACGCGACGGGCAACGGAUUGACCAAUCGACUGGAAGGGAGCUGUGCAUACUUUUCGAGAACAGGUUCCUGCAGAAGCCUAUACCGUGGAGACCUGAGAUGUACGGGAGCCAAUUUGGUGCUUACGUGGUUAACCCUCAAGGAUACCAGUGCGUGGGAGUACCCCCAGGUGCCCAAGCUAUACCUCCCUUAUCUGGAUUCCCGGUUAUACCUAUAUCUCACGCCCCCGCCAAUUUGCAACAUAUUGGCGUCGUAACGCCUUACUACCAGGUGCCCCCAGUGUCGUCACCGAGGAGUCAAAAGAAAUCGCGAGGUUCUGUGUCGCCUCAAAGUGCGCAAACUCCAAGACCCAGCGAAGUUGAGGGUGUCUACCGCAUGACCGAGGAAGACGCGUUAAAGGCGGUGGAAUAUAAUCCGGCACUGGCAAUAUUCCCCGUUGAUUUAACGAAUUUGUCAUACGAGCACUACGUCUCUCUUUAUAACGUCUCGCACCAGUACUGGAUCGAACAACAGGAGCCCGACGUGAAGCCCGAAAGCGAGUGA